Arthroderma uncinatum is the source of this 1923-nucleotide messenger RNA. RefSeq lists its product as uncharacterized. NCBI's taxonomy places the organism in Eukaryota, Fungi, Ascomycota, Eurotiomycetes, Onygenales, Arthrodermataceae. Gene Ontology annotation, molecular function: metal ion binding; ATP binding. The record is from RefSeq and is a predicted model, not a curated record. Bases 1 to 1923 code for a protein of 640 amino acids. The transcript is spliced from 3 exons.
AUGAACGGCGACAAAGUAUUGGUACACGCAUUAACGACGAAAUUCCCCCACGGUGUUAAGAGUGAUAGCAACAGCCCUCUGAUUGAAAAUGACAACGCCGUUGAAAGUGUGGUGCAGGUCAAAUGCUCAUGGCACCCCAUGGUUUCCUCGUCUGAGGCAUCCAGCAACUACUACGCCUUGAUCUUUGUGGAUGUCAAUAUCAGCGUGCAGCCAGAUGCAGGCGACCACCGUAUCGUGUAUGAUCAAAGUACCGGACUGAAAGAACUGUUGACCACGGUGGAUUACUAUACUCCGCUGACCCCUGGGGCCUCUUGGGCUGGCCGCGUCCUUGUAGUUAUACCCACGCGCCCUGGCUAUCUUGCGCGUACCAAAUGUUUCCAGGAGCGCUUUGCCGGGUGUGCUGACAUUGGUAUCUUUAAAGACCGCACUGUCUUCGGGCAACAGCUUGGCUGUAUAGAUAGCUGUAAGCUUUCGAAGUUGCUUGACGGCUGUGUUCUCAUGAUCGUGCGCCCCGACAAUCACCCUCAUUUAAGCGAUGACGCUACCGCCCUUGAGGAAGUCAAGGCUCGAAUAAGUUUUCAGUGGCUGGUUGAGAAUAAGCCGGAACAAAAGACUAUAGCCUUGAUCGAUGGCCAUAGAAACUUGGAGUCAUUUCUUCCUUUUUAUAUCUCUGCAACAGCACUUGGUAUCAAAUUUGUCAUUCUGGACCAUCCAGGAGUCUGGAUCUCGGAUCCAUCGAUGCGACACCUGUAUCAAAACUUCAUACCAGUCGACAUGACACAUGACGACGACUUUCAUAUACGAAUAGCCACGGCCGUGAAAUCAUACGGACAUGUGGACGGCGUCUGCGCUAUAGCAACCCGCUGCUUAGCCCCUGUUGCUAGAGCAGCAGCUAUGUUAGGCCUGCCGACGGAAUACCCUGACGCCAUAGCACGUGCUAGCGAUAAGCAUGAGACAAGGCUUGUUGCUGGAGGCGCUGAUCCAACAGCCCUUGUCUCAGGUGUGGCCGACUUAAAGAAUCAGAUUGCAAAGGAAGCUUUUAUUCCACAGUAUCCCCUCAUCGUCAAGCCAACACUAGGGACAGGUUCGGAGCAUGUCUAUAAAGUUGAGACCGAGGCCGAGCUGCUAGAGGGAGUAAGGCGUACUUGUGGAGCUUCUGGGAAGAAAGCGCUUAUAGAGGCUUAUAUUGACGGGCCUGAUCCGGGAGAUAAUGGCCCACUCCGUAGCGACUUUUGGGAGAACACCAACGUCCUGCCUUCGAAGCUACCGCCCAGCGAGUAUGCCAUUGUCCGCCAGAAAUUGCAUCAGAUUUUACUACAGUUUGGCCUCAAAACCGGAGUUUUCCACCUUGAAGCCCGCGUGCAAAACUCUUCCAUGGAAUAUAGAGAGAAAGAUGGCUUGCUUGAUUUGCGUUCGAGGCCAAACAUCAAGAAUAGCCAAGCACCUCGCUGUUUUCUGAUCGAGAUCAAUCCCAGGCCGCCAGGGUUCCCUUGUGUCAUUGCAACGGAAGCUGCCUAUGGUGUAAACAUGUAUGACUUGCACUUGCUUGCGUGUCUUGGGGACCACCGGCGGUUUCGAACUUUAGCCGAACCUUUUGAGCCACGUACUGCCCUCCCAAACUAUGCAAGGGCCUGGAGCCAGCUUGUCUGGCUCAGGGCUGACAAGGGAGGUAUUUGCGCGUCAAAUGACUUUUGUGCCGAGGUGCUCCAGCGGCUCCCCCCUGACGAUCGAGCGUUAAUCACGAAGUCGGCAUGCUUGUUCCGUCAUGGAGAUCGCAUUCCAGAGCCGCAGCCGGGGGUUGUCAUGUUUGCAGCGUUCUUUGUCGCCACGUCUAGGAGAAACCGCGAUGAUGUUGUGCGCGUCUCCCAGAAAUUGCAACGGGAAUUUUCUAUUCCAGUAAUUCCCACUUUAGGCGCAGCGUAA